CCCCACCUUUUGUGUAUGUGUUUUUAUUUUAUAAUUGUUUUAUUUAUUUGCAACAAGCUACCGUUAAGGCAUACAAUCGCCUCAAGAUUCAUUGUCUGGAGGAAGAUCAAGCAUUUUAGGAGUGGAGGCCAAGAGAGGUGGUACCUUUGAAGGGAAGUUCCAAAGAGAAGCGUGCAAAAUGGGGCAAUGCAGAUCAAGCUUCUCUCCUUUUAUUUGAGACAACAACAAAAGGCAACCACGAGGACGGACGACAGCUCAGCCGGAGGAGGCGGAGGUGGAGGAGAGAGUGGAGGAAGUGGGGGAAAAGGAGGAGUUGGUUUUGGAGGAGAAGGCGGAGGCGUGCAAUCAGAGCAGCAAAAGAUAUGGCCAACGGAAACACGAGCAACGAUGGGCCUGGAAACCCCUUGGCAGCCAUAGUGUCUACCACAGGUGGCAUGAUGGGUGGAGCACCUUCCUCGGCUGUGUCUACCUAUGUUAAACUUGUCCUUUUGGGGCUGAUCAUCUGCAUCAGCCUGGUAGGCAACUUAUUGGUGUCUCUGCUGGUGCUACGGGACCGAGCGCUUCACAAGGCACCUUACUACUUUCUUCUGGACAUCUGUCUUGCCGACACCAUUCGUUCGGCAGUCUGCUUUCCCUUUGUGCUGGUAUCCAUCAAGAACGGCUCUGCUUGGACUUAUAGUGUGCUCAGCUGCAAGGUGGUGGCCUUCAUGGCUGUACUCUUCUGCUUCCAUGCUGCCUUUAUGCUGUUCUGCAUUAGCGUCACACGUUACAUGGCCAUCGCCCACCACCGAUUCUACUCUAAGCGAAUGACCUUCUGGACCUGUGUUGCGGUGGUCUGUAUGGUCUGGACACUGUCGGUUGCCAUGGCGUUCCCACCCGUUUUCGACGUAGGCACCUAUAAGUUUAUCCGUGAGGAGGACCAGUGCAUCUUUGAGCAUCGCUAUUUCAAGGCCAAUGAUACGUUAGGCUUCAUGCUGAUGCUGGCUGUGCUAAUCCUGGCCACUCAUGUGGUAUACAUGAAGCUCCUGCUGUUUGAAUACAAGCACCGGAAGAUGAAGCCGGUCCAGAUGGUUCCAGCCAUCAGCCAAAACUGGACCUUUCACGGGCCUGGAGCCACAGGCCAGGCAGCUGCAAACUGGAUAGCAGGCUUCGGCCGUGGUCCAAUGCCUCCAACUUUACUGGGCAUCAGGCAGAACUUGCACAACCAGAACAGACGCCUUCUAGGCAUGGAGGAGUUUAAGGCUGAGAAGCAGCUUGGCAGGAUGUUCUAUGUCAUUACCUUAUUUUUUCUGGUGCUCUGGUCCCCAUACAUUGUGGCCUGUUAUUGGCGUGUCUUUGUGAAGGCAUGCACCAUCCCACACCGGUAUUUGUCCACCACCGUGUGGAUGAGUUUCGCCCAGGCAGGCGUGAACCCUAUCAUCUGCUUUUUCCUCAACAAAGACCUGAAGAAGGGCUUGGUGGCCCACCUGCCUCCCUGUUGUAGAACUCCACCUCAACUGCCCCAUGAGCCUUAUUGUGUAAUGUGAAGAUGAUCAUUCAUAUUGUUUUUUUGUUGUGUUCUUUUUCAUUCUUUUUAUUCUGAAUGAUUGGAUUGUGGACAGCCUGGGGGAGGGGUUUAGGAGGUCAUAGAUGAACUUGAAGAGCUGUUGUGGCCUUUGAUUCAGUUAAAGAUGCUUUAAAAUGGUGGAUGUUAAGGAAUAAGCAUCUACUGUCACCUUAUAGUAACGAUAUGGGGAAAAUUAGCUCUAUGUUAAUGUGUGAUAUGGUAAAUCAACUCUAAACAGGUUUGAAGAACCAUAUGUUUUCCAUUGGGGUGUGCUAAGGUGGUAAAAACAUGACAAAUCUUGCUGUUCAGAAAUGAUCCAAACUGGUAAAUUUAUUGUGAAUGUAUGACCGCUAUAUCAAAUGGUUUCUUAAGACUGAACCCUACAAACAUUAAAUUUGGCUCAGAAUCUCUGAUGGUUUACAAGGAUCCUGAGGGCCUUGAAACAAAGAUUUGCCAAAAAAAUUAUACAUGCCUUGUGAACAGCUGCACUCUUGGCCGAAUAAUUUGUAUUAUUUGAACUAACGAGUCAAAAAUACUCAAUGUGCAUGCAUAUUACCUUAUCUUUAAGGGUAAAACAAACUUGAGAUGAAACUAUUUUAAGAAAGUGUGCCAAGAGUCAAGCAUAAAGAAUGGUAAUCAAUGGGGGCUGACAAAAAGACAAAGUUCCUACAGUUUAUGCUAAUUGUUUGGACUGGAUCCUUCCUGUUUCCCUGUCAGGUAGGAAUGGUCAUAGAAAAACAGUAUGUUUAAAAACAACAGAGAACCUUCCAUGAAAAAUUAAGCUCCUCUUAUUAUCCUCUCUUAAUUGAUUCAAAUGGAGAUGAGAGGAGCUGACUGAAACACUAAUCUUUGUGAAAUGUUGCCUAUUCAGGUUUGCAGGUGCUCUUUCCUGGGUGACUUUAAUGACAUUUUUGCUGCAAUUUAUUGUGUUUAUUUAUUUGUCUCAAUUGUUUUUUUAUGAUAAACAUUUCAUUGCACAAAAUAAGUCAUGUCCUUAUCAUGUUCAGAACUGGUUCUGAAUAUGUGACCAGUCCUUUGAUAUUCAAACCAAGAAAAGGUAAAGAUAUAAAAGAAAUAAAUAAGACAAUAGUACUUUGCUGUAAUUGGUCUUUUAAUAUGGAGACAACAUUUGAAUGCAAGCUUAGAUUAUGAGGAGUGGAAACUUUAAGUGAAUGAGCAAAUAUACUUAUCAGAUAAUAAUCUAUGUUGGUUAAACUAACUGCUCUUUUAUCCUUCCAAAUGAUUCAGAAGACAUUGUAGAGGAGAGGUUACAUAAUCUUUUGCUUUUUGAAAUUACUUGAAUGAAAGUUUACUAGCAUAUCAGAUCAAUACAAAGUUUCAACUAGUUUAAAAUGUGGUUUAGCCUACAUAUGGAAAUAUCUUUGAGAUGAAUCAAUUAAUCCUUUCACAUAGUCGUGGCUGGUAGGUUGCUUUAAAGACAUUACAGAAUAAUAUAGAAUGAAUGGAUUUUGAUCAAGUGGCAACAAGAAAAUUAAAGUUGAAUGUUUGUUUUGGAUUGCAGCAUGACAAAAUAAAUGUAGAAUUUUGCCGCCUGUUCACCUCAUAACUCUUAAAACAUGAAUCAAACAACAAAAAUCUUAUUUUAAAACAUAACAUUCUUAAAUACUCUUGUAAUGAAAUUAUGAAUGUGUUUGAGAUUAGAACAACAUGUAAGCUAUUAGAGGAAUGUUUCAAUUUACUUUACAAGUAUUCCAUCUCAUUAGGAGCAAAUUGGCUGAAGUGUCAAAGAAUUUCCCUAAAUAUUUUGCACACAACUUACACACAAGAAAUCAUUGAUCCAGUGGCUUGAUUUCUCUUGCAUAGUUUGACUUGAAUCGGAAUACUGACCAAUGGAGAUUGUAAUAUUUGAAUGUUAAGGGGGCAAAAACAUAAAACAUCUGUCUGUAGGUUAGGCAUGGGAUUGGUAGGUGUUAUCAGACGUUUGUUUCUGAAACCUGUCAAUGCAAGAACAAAGCAAAACAGAAUAGCAGCAGAACAUCUAUGAUCAACAGAAAAAUAAGAAUUCUUUGUUAUCUGCAUUUUAUGCCUUACUCCAUUACCAAGGUUUGAUGUCACCAAUACAAGAAUGAUUUGAAAGCUGUAUGCUUCUAAAGACACCAAUAAAUGCUACUGAAACAGAUGCUGGGGCAAACACAACACUGUGUAUUCAUGGAUUAUCAGAGGACAUGUCUCACUACCCUUCACAAACCUGCGGGUUGUGGGUGAGAAGAUGCCAGCAUCAGCGGGGUUACUGAUUACAAAUUUGCAAAUUCUGACACACUGGAGUGUCCAAUUUUGCACAGUUCUCUGGAGCGACUUGAAUUUAUGAAAAAAAAACAAAAACAAACGUGACACAGAGAGAAUUGAAUUUCCAUGGGAUUAAAAGGAUCUUCUUGGAUUCUUUAGGAUUACUUUGAGACUUUUUCCUCUUA
This is a messenger RNA of Xyrauchen texanus (razorback sucker), 3978 nucleotides long. RefSeq names its product probable G-protein coupled receptor 173. The transcript has 2 exons. The coding region runs from base 363 to 1526 and encodes 387 amino acids. Gene Ontology annotation, molecular function: G protein-coupled receptor activity. Gene Ontology annotation, cellular component: plasma membrane. NCBI's taxonomy places the organism in Eukaryota, Metazoa, Chordata, Actinopteri, Cypriniformes, Catostomidae. The record is from RefSeq and is a predicted model, not a curated record. Gene Ontology annotation, biological process: G protein-coupled receptor signaling pathway.